AUGAACCAGCCACCACAGUACGGCGGCCCUAGGCGCCCUAGCACCUACGGUUCUUCCCAUGACGAGCUUCACAUGUCCCCCACCAGCAGUAGCCAACAGCAGCAGGCGCAUAUGUCGCCCCGCGACUACACCAUCCCCGCGCCUCAGAUCAAGCUCGACCAGAGCGCAUCGCAACCCGUCACCCCCGGAUCACAAUAUCCCUCGGCCGGAAGCAGCAGCUCCGCAGUCCCCAACGUUCUACAACCCGCCGGCGGCUUGGGUGCUCCCAGGCCACACGUCAUGAGCGCCAAUACCGCGCCUGCCCUGCCAACUGUGGCCGGCGGCGGGCAACAACAACACCACCACUCCCAACCACAACAACAACCGUCUCCCGGCGACUACUCCUCUCCCUCGAAACCGCCUACGCUGAGCAUCUCGUCCUCCUCUCAUGGGUACUCGAGGGCGAGCCCUUCGGCUCCCUUUGAAUCCUCGUCUGGCUAUACUCCCUACACGCCCACCACGCCCGGAGGUUCCAUAGCUGCAUCCUCCCAGCUCAUGUCUAGUCCCAACCCCAAACUUGGGCCCCCAGGGUCUCAGCGCAAUGUCUCCAACACGCCUCUUGGCCUGGCAGAUAUUCGACCAAGAGCAGACUCGAGCCUGUCCGAUGGCGCGCCAGGCACACUCGGAUACGAGUUUGCCAACGCCCAACCUUCUCCCAGCAAUUAUCUAGCGCCCUGGGCUCUCUACGCUUUUGACUGGUGUAAAUGGGCACCCUCGGGCAAUGGAGCAGGCAAGGUAGCCAUUGGUAGCUAUCUGGAGGACGGCCACAACUAUAUUCAAAUCCUGGAUACCCAGGUGGUCAAUGGUCCCCCUGAUGACUAUGGACUGGGCGCAUCCAAGAAGUGCCUCGAGUUCACAAAGGUUGCCGAAGCUACACAUUCGUAUCCUGUCACGCGACUAUUGUGGGAGCCUCCCUCCUCAAACAAGCAAACUACUGAUCUGCUGGCAACAUCUGGGGACCAUCUCAGAUUAUGGUCCCUUCCCUCGGAACCCCAGAACUCGUAUGAGAACAACAUGAUUGGCCGCCAACAACGCCCUGCCACAAAGCUCACUCCGUUGGCCUUGCUUUCUAAUUCCAAAACACCCGAUCACACUGCGCCUCUGACGUCUCUAGACUGGAACACAGUGUCUCCGAGCCUCAUCAUCACCUCCAGCAUAGAUACGACAUGUACGAUUUGGGACAUCCCCUCCCUUACCGCCAAGACUCAACUCAUUGCCCACGACAAGGAAGUGUACGACGUACGGUUCUGCGCCAAUAGCGUAGAUGUGUUUGUGAGUUGUGGACAAGACGGGAGUGUUCGCAUGUUCGAUCUGCGAAGUCUAGAACACAGCACCAUCAUCUAUGAGCCCACUGCUAAGGAUGACCGAGAUGCCAAUGGUGGGCGGAUUAGCCCGACUCUGGCUCAGCAGACAAUGUCUAAUGCACCACCUCUGAUGAGAAUUGCAACUUCCCCGCAUGACACGCAUCUUCUGGCUACGUUUGCGCUGGACUCAAAUGUGAUUCGCAUUCUUGACGUGAGGCAGCCAGGCCAAGCUCUGCUGGAGCUGCGGGGCCACGGUGGCUCAGUCAACUGUAUGGAAUGGUCACCUCUGCGAAGGGGCGUGCUUGCGUCUGGGGGUGACGACUGCCAGGUUCUCUUGUGGGACCUGAUGAACACUGCGCCGAGCAACACGGGUACCGCUGACAAGCACUUGACACCGACCUCUGCAUGGCAAUGCGACUAUGAAGUUGGUAAUCUUGGGUGGACGCCGCAAAACAGCGAGGGCGAAUGGCUAGGCGUGUCUGGCGGAAGAGGUGUUUGGGGCCUCAAGCUAAAUCUAUAG
Molecule: messenger RNA, 1863 nt
Organism: Pestalotiopsis fici W106-1
Lineage: Eukaryota; Fungi; Ascomycota; Sordariomycetes; Amphisphaeriales; Sporocadaceae
Exons: 3
Coding region: 1-1863 (620 amino acids)
Cellular component (GO): nucleus
Molecular function (GO): protein binding
Source: RefSeq, a predicted model, not a curated record